GAAGGAUUGUUUCUACUUUUUACUCUCAAAUGGACACACGAGGUAAUUAUGGGCAAGGAAUCAAGGAUAAGCCAAGCUUUUGCUGUGUUAUCAGCUUGUGGUAGGCUUGCUUUUUAUCCACACACAAAUAUCAUACUUCAUUGGUUAACAUUGGACUGAAUCGUGGCAAAAGGCCAGCCUCUGCUGACGCUUCAAUUGACAAACAUUUGAAGAAAUACAUAUAUGAGCUACCGAGUAACGUCAGCAUGGCUUCUUUGCUUGCUCCAGCUGCAAUAACACUGCAAAAGAAUCCAAAAUCUAAUUGCUUUUCUCCCUUGAAGCCCAAUUUCAAGAACAUUCACCUAUCUUUCCCAAACCGUUUCAAAAUUAAUGCAUUGUUUGGCGAUCUCCCGGACGAUCUUUUAGACAACCCAUUGGCUCAAAUCCCCAUUUUAAGAAAUGGGAUUUUGCAGUUCCAGAGCAUUACAGGGGAAGUUCCAGAAACCCAGAAAUGGGGGUUACUGUUCUUUGUUGGGUUGACCUGGAUUUACCUAACUGCAAGGCCUGGUGUCCUCAUAGGUGCCAUUGAUGCAUAUCUUCUAGCUCCUUUGCAACUGGGUUUGGAUAGUUUGAUUGGAAGGAGGAGCCUCAAGAGGACGGAUUUUGUGGUUGGAGAUAAAUUGGGAGAAGGGUCCUAUGGUGUUGUCUAUUAUGGUUUGGUGGUUCCAAAGAACGUGGAUGUCGAAGAGCAGCCGCAGAGGAGAGGAAGAGGAAAAGCAUUGGACCUGGAUGGGAGGUUCAAGGAGAAAGUCAUUCUUAAAAAGGUGAAGGUUGGAGUUCAAGGAGCUGAAACUUUUGGUGAUUUUGAGGAGUGGUUUAACUACAGACUGUCGAGGGCAGCUCCCGAAACGUGUGCUGAGUUCCUUGGAAGCUUUGUUGCUGACAAAACGAACACACAAUUUACUAAGGGUGGGAAAUGGCUCGUUUGGAAAUUUGAGGGAGAUAGGACUCUUGCUGACUACAUGAAAGAUCGUAACUUCCCUUUAAACUUGGAGUCUCUUGUGUUUGGACGUGUCUUGCAAGGUGUAGAUUCAGUAAAACGAAAUGCAUUGAUCAUCAAGCAAAUAAUGCGCCAGGUUAUUACUUCACUUAAGAAAAUCCAUGACACGGGCAUUGUUCACCGUGAUGUGAAGCCAGCAAAUUUAGUUGUUACAAAGAAGGGAAAGAUCAAGCUCAUAGAUUUUGGUGCUGCCGCAGACCUUCGUGUUGGCAAGAACUAUAUUCCAAACACUACACUGCUCGAUCCUGAUUACUGUCCCCCUGAACUAUAUGUACUUCCAGAAGCAACUCCAAGUCCUCCCCCAGAGCCCAUUGCCGCCUUCUUUUCUCCAAUUUUAUGGCAGCUGAAUAGCCCUGAUUUGUUCGAUAUGUAUUCUGCGGGGAUUGUUCUCUUGCAAAUGGCUGUUCCAACACUGAGGUCUACAGCAGGCUUGAAGAAUUUCAAUUUGGAAUUAAAGACUGUCAAAUAUGAUUUGAAUAGAUGGAGGGAGUGCACUCGGUUGAGACCUGACUUGACAAUUCUUGAUCUUGACUCGGGUAGAGGAUGGGAUCUAGCCACAAAGCUUAUAUCAGAAAGAGGGUCUCUUAGACGGGGGCGCUUAUCAGCUGCUGCUGCUCUAAGGCAUCCUUAUUUCUUGUUGGGUGGAGACCAGGCAGUUGCCAUCCUUUCAAAGUUUAGCUUAUCCAAGCAGUGACCCUAGGUGAUAUGAUUUAUGUGAGUAUAUGUUCUGCUCCUCUCCUUCUCCUUCUCCUCCUUCUUUUAUCUUUUUGUUAGACAUCAGCUUUUUCACAGGCAAAUGAACCAAAGUGCACAUGAUUCCAUUCCCGGACCUCUUGAUGAUGUUUCGGACAUAAUUUACUUGCUGAUUUUACUGAUGAACUCUGAGAAAUUAUCUGUUGUAUCAUAUUUGAUCAGCAAUGGAGAGGCUUCCCGGUAAAUUGCUCGUUUGCUGAUUUAUGGAUGUUUCUGGUUUUACACCUUGUUUGAUGAGCACUUGGGUGUUUAUUCAAGUGGUCCUUUUAGCAUUGAAGGAAUUCAGGGAAGGCCUUAUCUUUGACUUCUCAGCUGUGAAAGUUCUUCUCCAUCAACAACUAGAUUGCUUUGUUCCAGAUCCUACCAAUAUUCAUAGUUCUUGUAAACUACAUUUUCUUGCUCAUUGAGAAGCCAAGAUCAAAUGUAUAGUGAUACGACCCUGACUGAUAAUUACAUUACAGAUGAUACUGCUGAGUUUAAUGCAGUUUAUGAAGUAAACAUUUGUAUUCCUUUAUCAAUCCACAUCAAUGUUCAAGCA
Tripterygium wilfordii is the source of this 2330-nucleotide messenger RNA. RefSeq names its product serine/threonine-protein kinase STN8, chloroplastic. The coding region runs from base 246 to 1733 and encodes 495 amino acids. Gene Ontology annotation, molecular function: protein kinase activity; ATP binding. The transcript is spliced from 4 exons. The record is from RefSeq and is a predicted model, not a curated record. Gene Ontology annotation, biological process: protein phosphorylation. Lineage: Eukaryota; Viridiplantae; Streptophyta; Magnoliopsida; Celastrales; Celastraceae.